Carlito syrichta (Philippine tarsier) is the source of this 2496-nucleotide messenger RNA. It is a transcript of the gene PPP1R3F, whose product is annotated as protein phosphatase 1 regulatory subunit 3F. Gene Ontology annotation, molecular function: protein phosphatase 1 binding; glycogen binding. The transcript is spliced from 5 exons. Gene Ontology annotation, cellular component: protein phosphatase type 1 complex. NCBI's taxonomy places the organism in Eukaryota, Metazoa, Chordata, Mammalia, Primates, Tarsiidae. The record is from RefSeq and is a predicted model, not a curated record. The coding region runs from base 150 to 2228 and encodes 692 amino acids. Gene Ontology annotation, biological process: regulation of glycogen biosynthetic process.
GCGAGGAUGGGGAUGAAGGGGAGGAGGAAGAGGAGGCUUGCCCCGCGUCCUCGCCGCCGUGCCCCGUCCCCGCUGGCGGGGGUUUUUACCUGGUGCCCACAUUUUCGCUGCCGCCCGCGCCGGGCCGUCUGGAGCGCUUGGGGCGCGUCAUGGUGGAGCUGGAGGCGCUGCUGCCGCCUCCUGGAGCGGUCCCCGGGGGUGCCGGGGUGUGGGUGCCUGGGGGGCGCCCACCAGUGCUGCGCGGGUUGGUACGCGUGCUGAACCGCUCCUUCGAGAAGGCGGUGCACGUGCGGGCCUCACACGACGGCUGGGCUUCCUUCUGCGACCACCCAGCGCGCUACGUCCCGCGCAGCCCGCCGGGGGCAGGAGCGGGAGGAACAGGAGCAAGAGAUCCCAUCCUGGAUCCGGGUCUCGGCCUGGGCCCCGGCCAGGCGUCCGCCUCCUCGCCCGACGACGGCGGCCGCACCGACCGCUUUGCCUUCCAGCUGCCCUUUGCUGAGGGCGCGGGCGAUGGGGCGCGCCUCGACUUCGUGGUGCGCUAUGAGACCCCCGAGGGCACUUUCUGGGCCAACAACCACGGCCGCAACUACACAGUCCUGCUCCGGAUCGCACCCGCUCCCACACCCACUGAUGCCGAAGGGCUGCCCCAGCAGCAGCAGCUGGAGCUACAGCCUGAGUGCCAGGGUCCGGUGGAGGCUGAGGCCAGGCAGCUGAAGAGCUGCAUGAAGCCGGUGAGGCGCAGGCCUACCGAGGAGGAGCUGAGAACGAAGAACAUGGAUGAUAACACUGCUGCUAUGGCAGAGCGUCGUGAUGUCCAGGAGUCAGUGGGUCCCCUGGUGGCCCCCACCCCUCUCCGUCCGUGGCCCCAGAUGACCCUUCAGAAACCUUGUUUGUCCUGUAGGGUUUUCCACAGUCUGGAUUUGGCUGAUUGCAUCCAGGUUUCUGAAGUUGCAAUGAUUGGCCACCUCCCAGAAGAAGGCGACAUCCCCAGAAGCAGUCCACCUGUGGCUUUUACAGAGAUCCUCCAGGCACCAGCCAUCAGGAUUCCCCCCUCUUCUCCUCUCUGUGGCCUGGGUGGCUCCCCCAGAGAUCAGGCCUCGGGGCCUGAUGCAAGUGAGGGGGCCACUGGGCCUUUCCUGGAUCCCAGCCAGCAGCAGGUGGAGGCCACGUGGGAAGUAUCAAGUGAGAAUGGAGGGGGUCAGAAGGACCCCAUGGUGGGAGCUGUUAUGGAUGAGCCCCCUGGGGGUCUGGAGGCCGUGAGCGGGUUGGAGGAGCUGCUUGGUGAGGACACCAUUGACCAGGAGCUGGAGCAGCUCUACCUGUCCCACCUGAGCCGCCUUCGGGCUGCUGUGGCUGCAGGUGGGGCAGGGAGUGGUGGGGAGGGCCCCACAGAUGGGGGGACAUCCCCCAACCAUCCUCUGGGCAUACACACGGACCGCGACCUGAUCUUGAAGUGGCCUGGCCCUGAGCGGGCCCUGAACAGCGCCCUGGCUGAGGAGAUCACGCUGCACUACGCCCGGCUGGGGCGCGGUGUGGAACUCAUCAAGGACAUUGAAGACCCUGAUGAGGAAGGGGAGGGCGAAGAGGGGCUCUCCAUCACACCCUCCAGUCCUGAAGGGGACAGCCCCAAGGAGUCACCUCCGGAAAUCCUCUCUGGGGCCUGUUCUGUGGUAGCCACUAUGGGAGAUGUGUGGCUCCCGUGGGCAGAGGGCUCAGGAUGUGACAACCCUGUGGUUCUGGGUACGGAGGGUCAGUUCACUGGGGAUCCAGAGAAAGGGAUGGGCAAGGACACCAACUCUUUGCACAUGAGUAGGGUGAUAGCUGGGGUAACUGAAUCCCUAGGGGAGGCAGGGAUGGAAGCCCAGAUGGAGGUCACCACUGAAUGGGCAGGCAGCUUGGAUCCUAUCUCUGACAAGGAGCCAGCUGCUUCGGUCCUUUUGCGGGGGCAAAAUCCUUUGGGGGCUGAAGUCUGUCUGUCUAGUGUGGCCAGGCCUCAUAUGAGCUCCCAGGAUGAAGAGGAUACAGGCCUGAGCCUUGAAUCCCCAAAGGGGUCUCCCACCUUAGCAGCCCCUGCAGAAUGUGUGUGUGCAUUGCCUCCCCAGCUCCGGGGGCCUUUGACCCAGACUCUGGGGGUCCUGGCUGGGCUGGUGGUUGUCCCUGUGGCUCUGAACAGUGGUGUGUCCCUCCUGGUGCUUGCGCUGUGCCUAUCUCUGGCCUGGUUCUCGUAAGGGCUGCUUGUGGGAUCAGAAAGAUCAGGCUUCCCCCUCUCUAGAAUUUGGGGAGGGGUAGUCCUGUACCACCCAGAGGGUUGAGAUGGGAUAUGUGGCCUGUGCAGUGAGCGGACAUUCGUCCUUUGCUUCUGAGAAUGCUCGAGUAGAGAGGAGCCUUCCUGUCCCUGAGAUCUCCAGUCAGCACAGGGCUCCCUGUGGUGGUACCAGUGGAGAGGAGCAGGGGACAGGUGGCUGGUGUGAGUGAGAGGGACUUUUAGGAUGGAAC